Messenger RNA from Neltuma alba, 3339 nucleotides. Its product is annotated as disease resistance protein At4g27190-like. The record is from RefSeq and is a predicted model, not a curated record. NCBI's taxonomy places the organism in Eukaryota, Viridiplantae, Streptophyta, Magnoliopsida, Fabales, Fabaceae. Bases 1 to 3339 code for a protein of 1112 amino acids. The transcript has 3 exons. Gene Ontology annotation, molecular function: ADP binding; ATP hydrolysis activity.
AUGGAAGAAAUUGGGACUUGUAUAGCGACCAAGCUUGCAGAGUGUCUAUGGGAUCCAAUUUCACGUCGCGCUCGUUAUUUGUUUUGCUUCAACCAAUUCAAUGGAGGUUUUGAGAAAGCAAAAGAAGGGCUGGAGGUGACAUUAGCAGACUUGAACAAGCGCAAGGAAGAAGCUGAUCGAAAAAUUGAAGAAAUAAUGCCAUCUGUGAGGAAGUGGUUGGAUGAUGUGAAUGCUAUCCUAGAGGAGGUGCAAAAGCUGCAACAGGAGGUUGAACGAGAAGGAAAGAAAUGUUUUAACAUGUCACUCAAGUAUUCCUUAGCAAAACAAAUGGAUGAUGUGGCUGAGCAAAUGAAGGAACUCAAGAGCAAUUCCCACUUUGAUCCAUUUUCCCAGUCGAUCCCACUUCCUGACAUUACCUACUUCCCUUCCAAAGAGUUUGUGGAUUUCAACUCCAGAAAAUCGACUUAUAAUCAUCUUUUGGAGGCAGUUAAAGAUGGCAAGAACAAGAUGAUUGGACUCUAUGGUAUUGGCGGUUCAGGUAAAACCACUUUGGCAAAAGAAGUAGGCAAGACAAUGCAUGAUUUGAAGCUUUUUGACAAGUUCAUCAUGGUGGUUGUUUCGAAACCUCCAAAUGAAGUAAAAAUUCAGCAAGAAAUAGCAGACCAAAUUGAUUUGAAAUUUGAUGUGGCCACUCAAUCUGUAAGAGCACAAAGGCUAUCAGAAAGAUUGAGAAGUAUGAAAAUUCUUAUAAUCUUGGAUGAUGUGUGGAGUAAUGAUCUAAACUUUCAAGAAAUUGGUAUUCCGAUUAAUGAAAAUUGUUGUGUUUUGUUAACUACUCGUCUUCGAGAUGUUUGUGUCUUUAUGGGUUGUGAGGAAAAUUUUGAAUUGUCUCUCUUGAUAGAGGAGGAAGCAUGGGAUUUGUUAAAGAUGCAUGCAAACUUAACCCAUGACACAUUGAAUGAGUUUGUUGGUGUGGGAAAGAAAAUUGUUGAUGAGUGCAAGGGACUACCUAUUGCAAUUGUGACAGUGGGAAAGGCAUUAAGAGGAAAAGGUAUUCGGGACUGGAAGUUAACACUACGGAGGCUACAACAAUCCCUACCAUUGGAUAUUGAUGAGAGUUUAAGGGGCCCUUAUGCAUGUCUCAAAUUGAGUUAUGAUUAUUUGCCAAGUCUAGCAAAGCACCUCUUCCUAUUGUGCUCUAUGUUUCCUGAGGAUCAUCAAAUUCAUAGAGAGGAUCUUGUUCGAUUUGCCAAACGGACUUUGGAAGUUGAGGGGAUUGUUUACACGAUGGAGGAUGCAAGGAGGGAGAUUUUAGUAACCAUUGACAGGCUAUUAGAUUCUUGUUUAUUAAUGCAUACAAAUGAGCAAGCAUGUGUAAAAAUGCAUGACUUAGUUCGGGAUGUAGCUUUGUGGAUUGCGAGGGAGCAACAUCAAGCAAUUUUGGUGGAUAGCAAUGCGUCUAAUCAAUUGCAUUGUCCAACACUUGAGGUUCUGCUACUUCAUCCCAAAGGGUUCAUUGAAGAUCUUGGAGGGAUUGAAGCGCUCAAAAUCUUGGUCCUUGCAAGAUCUAGCUUUCAAUGGAAAGGACUUGGUUGGCGUACACAAAUUCAAUGGUCAAUGCCGCAAUCAAUUGUGUCAUCAUUAAUUAAUCUUCAUACCUUAUGCUUCAGAGGAAUUGCAUUGGAUGACAUCUCUUUUCUAGGUCAACUCAAAGGAUUAGAGAUUCUUGACUUGCGUGGUUCUCAAUUUGGUGAAUUACCUAUUGGAAUUGUAGGUAUGAAAAAAUUGAAGCUGCUGGAUGUGUUUGGGUGUGAAAUUGAAAAAAGUCCUCUUGGAAUUAUUGGAAAAUGUGAGCAACUUGAGGAAUUAUACUUUUGGGAAAAGAAAUCUGCCAUAUCAGAAAAUUUCUCUCUUUCGAGGUUGAAGAGGUACGUUAUCUAUGACACCACAUCAUUGAAUAUUUCUAGUUAUGAAGAUCCUCCUUUUGUAGAAUAUUUUGAUGCUCAUUGCAUUGAAGAACUGAGAGCUUUAUGCAUACAAGGCUUCAAAGCCUCUGUUUCGAAUUCGUCAAUGAAAGAUCUCAUUCUUGGAGCAAACUGUGUUUGGUUAGACAAUUGUAGGUGGGAUCUUAAUGAUAUAAAUUUUGAAAUAAAGCACUUAGCAAUUUCACGCUGUCUGGAGAAGAUAUUCAUAGCUGAUAACAUGAGCGCCAACAUUCUUCAAACAGGACAAGUGUUCUCCCACCUGAUUAGUUUAAGAUUGAUAAAAAUGGAUAGUCUUGAACAAGUGUUCCAAGAUUCAUCGAUCACAUGUUCUCUCCCGAUGUUACAAGAGCUGUUUCUAGAGAGCUGUCCAGAAUUGGGAACCUGCAUCUUCACCCAUGCCACUGUUACAAGCCUACCGAAGUUGAGGAAACUUGAGAUUGAGGAUUGCGACAAAUUGAAAUGGCUAUUCUCUUAUUCUCUAGCUUCUCAGUGUCCUUCGCUAGAGGAAUUGCUAAUAAAGGAUUGUCCUAAACUUGAGAGGCUCACUGAUGAAGAAGAUGCGCAUGGUGAUCGUCUACUGCAUCAAAGGGAGCCCCUUCAAGACUACCCAUACCCACAGGGGAAUCAGACUACGGUCACUACUGCAGAAAGCUCCCACCAUUCACGAAAUCAGAAACUCUGGACCCCUUUUCUUAUUAGUCUGAAACAUGUACGUAUUAUCAACAGUGGAAUGAAAGUUACUGUGUUUGAGGUUCUGCAAGUCACAGGAACAGAAUCUAUUGAGGCAAGAGACGAACCUUUGACAUUGAAUUCAGAGCUGCGUUCUUUAUAUUUAUAUAAUCUAAAACAGUUGGAAUACAUUUGGAAGGGCCCCAUACAAAGUGUGAGCCUCUAUAGACUUGAAAGUAUUGUAUUGCGGGAAUGCUCAAAGUUGAGGAAUAUUUUCACUCUUGCAAUUGUCACAAGCCUUCCAGAGUUGAAGAGAUUAGAAGUAGGUUCUUGUGAGAAAUGGGAGGGAAUAUUUUGUGAAGAAUCACUUGAAAAUCUUUCUUCUUCUUCUAAUGUUUGCUUUCCCAAACUUGAGAGUAUUGAGAUAUGGGGAAGCAGUAAAAUGAAAAGGGUGUUCUUAUAUUCUAUGGCUUAUCGUCAUUGUCCUUCACUAGAGAGGCUGCAGAUAAAGGAUUGCUCUGAACUGGAAAGAGUUGUUGAUGAAGAAGCAGCACAUGAUGGGGAUUGGCGGCUACCUCUUCUCAAACUGAAGGAAUUAGAUCUACAAGGGGUGCCGAAGUUGAGAGAGAUAUUUGGAGGAGCAUUAUUGGAGUGUCCGCAACACGUAAGUAUUUUCCACAAAUAA